Molecule: messenger RNA, 633 nt
Organism: Peromyscus maniculatus bairdii (prairie deer mouse)
Lineage: Eukaryota; Metazoa; Chordata; Mammalia; Rodentia; Cricetidae
Source: RefSeq, a predicted model, not a curated record
AACGCCGUUUCAGUCUAAGCCUGGCGCUGGGGCUGCCAAAACAAAGAGCCACAGAGCAGCGCCUAGGUCCAUCAUCUGGCAGUUCUGGGAUGUGAGAUCAAGGUGUCUCCCCGAGGGCUGGUUUCCUCUGAGAACCUUCGAGAGGCAAUGAGGCAGGCAAGAUGCAAGAAUGGUCGCUGUUGUUUGAAGGCAUCCUGAAAAGAGCCAGGCGUGGAGUUGCACACCUGUGAUCCCAACGGGAGAGUGAAGAAGCCAGUCACCAGAAUGAUCCCUGGAGGCUUGACAGAGGCCAGACCUGCCACUCCAGAAAUCCAGGAGAUUGCUGACCAGGUCAGAGCACAGCUUGAAGAGAAAACCAAUGAGAAAUAUGAAAAAUUUGAAGCCGUCGAGUACAAAACUCAAGUCGUCGCUGGAGUCAAUUAUUUCAUUAAGGUGGACGUAGGCGAUGGUCGUUACACGCACUUGAAAGUCUUUCAAGGUCUUUCUGGACAAAAUGAGGGUUUGGAACUUAGUGGUUACCAGACUAACAAAACCAAGGAUGACGAACUGACCUACUUCUAAGCAGCGAACACUAAAGUGACCUGAUUCCUCUCACUGUAAAGAGAUGCGGCCAUCAAUAAAGAAGUGUUCUUC